This is a messenger RNA of Salvelinus fontinalis (brook trout), 1390 nucleotides long. Its product is annotated as putative thiamine transporter SLC35F3. The transcript has 7 exons. The coding region runs from base 1 to 1338 and encodes 445 amino acids. NCBI's taxonomy places the organism in Eukaryota, Metazoa, Chordata, Actinopteri, Salmoniformes, Salmonidae. The record is from RefSeq and is a predicted model, not a curated record.
AUGAACAAACAAACAGCCAAAGUGUCUCCCUCGCCCUCCCCUGGUCCUGCUGUCUUUCUGCUGCCCACUCCACAGGAGCAUGCUGAAAGACAGAGGGGACCCCAGCCCGCGGCUGAAGAUGGGCAGGAUGGAGGGCAGGGUGGGGGGAAGGGUGGAGGGAAGGGUGGAGGGCAGGCAGAAGAUUGUGUGGAGGAGAAGAGAGAGGAUAGUAAGAGCCGCUGUGCCCGCUGCCCGCUGAGAGCCAUGUGUCGAGCUGCGUGGGGGCUGGUCCUUGGGUGCUGUGUGGCCCUGGCGUGGGCAGUGGGCACACACAGUGCCAAGCAGUCUCUGGAGCAGCUCCAUGCCCCCUUCUUCACUAUUUGGUUCUGCAGUACAUGGAACCUCCUCCUCUUCCCCCUCUACUACCUGGGACAUCUGCUAGGGGCAGAGCAGAGACAGUGGCCCACAGCGUGCUUCAGGCAGUGCAGUGGCUUCCUGGUGGAGGAGGACAUGACAGUGAGAGUGCUCCUGAAGGGUGCAGCACCGUUCUCCGUGCUGUGGAGUCUCUCAGGCUACCUGUACCUGCUGGCCCUUUGUCGCAUCUCAGCAGGUGACGCCAGCGCCAUUCUCUGCUGUAGCCAGGGCUUCAUCUUCCUCCUAUCCUGGAUCGGACUCAACGACCGGUUCAUGGGUGUACGGAUAGUGGCUGUAAUUCUCUCCAUCACAGGAAUCGUCAUGAUGGCGUAUGCUGAUGGUUUCCAUAGCGACUCAAUCACAGGGGUGGCCCUGGCAGUAGGCUCAGCUUCAACCACUGCCCUGUACAAGGUGUUGUUUAGAAAGCGAGUGGGAGAGGUGCAGCCAGGUACGGCCAGUGUUCUGCUGUCCUGUGUGGGGUUAUGCUGCUGUGUCCUCCACUCCUGGGUGUGUGUGAUACUUUACCUCACACAUGUGGAGUACUGGCCUCCAAUCCAGUACAUCCCCUGGGACGCAUUGUGCGUGAUGGCCUCCCUGCUCCUCGCUUUCAAUGUCUUGGUGAAUCUAGGAAGUGUGCUUGCCUACCCCUCCCUUAUUUCUCUUGGAAUGUUACUGAGCAUCCCAGCUAAUUCAGCAGUGGAUUUCUAUGUCGCUGCAGCCCCCCAGCUCAGCCAGGUCAGAGUGGCUGCAGCAGCUAUCAUCGGGGUGGGCUACCUCUUACUGCUGCUUCCUGGAGACUGGGAUGACAGUGUUGUCCACUGGAUAGAGGGUCUGUGGCAAGGAGGAUGGAAAGAGGACAGUGUGGUUGGAGAAGAUGGAGGAGCUGAUGGAGGAGAAAUUGCAAAGCCCAAGCCCAAACAAGCAGGCAUUGCUUCCCUAACAUGAUGCUCUUUGGUUUUACAUGGCAGAACUUGGUCUCAAAAGUCUUUCAACCAAA